This is a messenger RNA of Carya illinoinensis, 1187 nucleotides long. Its product is annotated as nucleolar protein 16-like. NCBI's taxonomy places the organism in Eukaryota, Viridiplantae, Streptophyta, Magnoliopsida, Fagales, Juglandaceae. Gene Ontology annotation, cellular component: nucleolus. Bases 61 to 636 code for a protein of 191 amino acids. Gene Ontology annotation, biological process: ribosomal large subunit biogenesis. The transcript has 3 exons. The record is from RefSeq and is a predicted model, not a curated record.
UAAACCCUACUCUUCUCCUUCGUCUCCUGGCCAGAGAAACCACAGAGACAGAGAGAGAGGAUGGGGGGGUCGCGUAGAAAGUACAAGAAGUUGAAGCCGAAGGUGCGGGUGGGCCUUCCGAAAAGAAAACCUAACGUGUUCAAGCCGGCAUUCUCUCUUCCUCCGAAGCUCAGCUCCUUGCUUCCGCAAGACCCCAAGUGGGACGACAAGGCCAGCGUCAUCCAUAACUACAAGUCUUUCGGUGUCCUUUCCAACCCUAACUUGCUCGGCGUCCGAUCCCGCACCUCUCACAUCAUCGAAAGCGACUCUCUCCAGGUCCCUCAGACGUCCGAUGGACCUGAAGCUGCCCCCACGGAGCUCGAUCCGAUCGAUUCCGGUAGCGACCUCGAGGAGGACGAUUUGAAAUCAGCGCUGGGAAAGCAGCGAAGGGAUGGGGAAUCCGCACCUCCGCAACCAUUGACAUCAAUGCAGCGUUUUCAUAUAGGUCGUCUGAUUGAGAAAUAUGGAGACGAUUACGAGAGGAUGUUCAUGGAUACAAAACUAAAUGCCAUGCAGCAUUCAAUUGCAACUCUGGAGAAACUUUGCAAAAGGUAUCACAUGCAUAAAGAUAGGAAUCCCUUGAUAGUUUCCAGUUGAGAAUGGCUUUGUUUGGUGCCGGGAUGCCUUUCGAUCCGGUGGAACUACAGUACUUUGUUUGGAAUCUCAAUUUGUUGUAUGCUAAUUUAUGCAAGUCCUAUUGUUACUUAAAAAUUAAAGGAACUUAGCUCAAGGGUAAAUGAUUAUCAGCCUCUCUGUUCACACCCUUGUGUGUGUGGAUGAUGAUGGGCCUUUCGGAUCCAUCCUCCGGUAGACUGUGUCUUAACUGCGAGGAAGUCCACUGGUCUUUGAACAUUUUGAUAUGAUAAAGUGGAAUAGCGGUAUCGCCUUUUGGAUGAGUGAAAUUAUAUCAGUCCAUGGGGGGGUUUGGAAUUCUCAGUGUAUCCUCUAUUUUGUAAUGCAAACAGUAGUGGGUUUGAUAAGGCUAGGAGCUGGUAAUAUCGCCUUUUUUUUUUUUAAUUAUAUUAUUAUUAUAUUUUUGUAAUAAAGGAGGUAGGGGGUUUUCGAAUUCAGGUGUUCCACCUAAAAUCUUUAUUCGCUCUGUAAUCCACCAUAUCAAUGAAUCAUCAUCACUGUUUUCUUUUGCGUGA